Condylura cristata (star-nosed mole) is the source of this 4035-nucleotide messenger RNA. RefSeq names its product ankyrin repeat domain-containing protein 26-like. Gene Ontology annotation, molecular function: protein binding. NCBI's taxonomy places the organism in Eukaryota, Metazoa, Chordata, Mammalia, Eulipotyphla, Talpidae. The transcript has 25 exons. The record is from RefSeq and is a predicted model, not a curated record. Bases 1 to 4035 code for a protein of 1344 amino acids.
AUGAAGAACGUGUUUAGCCUGCGGAGUAGGAAGGGCUGGUGGUUCUGGGGCAUCAACUCACAGUCCCACAACGCCGGCGUCAAGAAUGUCAACUCAAGGCAGCGUGGGUACAGCGACAUUCACGAAAAAGAUCUGGGGAAGAUCCACAAAGCUGCGGUGGUCGGAGACGUAGCCAGAGUGCAAGAGAUUCUCCUGCUGGGGAAAAGUGGCUUGAAUGAUCAGGACAAGCAGCUCAGGACUGCCCUCCAUCUGGCCGCUGCCCAUGGACAUGAGGAAGUGGUAACCCUCCUCGUAGAGAGAAAAUGCCAGCUUAACCUGUGUGACAGUGAGAACAGGACAGCUCUGAUGAAGGCGGUACAAUGCCAGGCUGAGGCAUGUGCAACUCUUCUGCUAGAACAUGGUGCUGAUCCAAACAUCAUGGACACCUACGGCAACACUGCUCUGCAUUCUGCAAUCACUACUGACAACACAGCAAUAGCAGGGAAGCUGCUUUCACACAAAGCAGAUAUUGAAGCAAGAAACAAGGCUGGCCUCACACCUCUUCUAAUUGCUAUCAAUGAAGGGAAACAGGAAAUGGCUGAAUUUUUCAUCAAAGAGGGGGCAAACAUACACGCUGUGGAUAAGUACAGACGCUUUCCCCAACUAAUUUCUCAAUUUAAACAAGAGCAGAGACUUAACACUUCCUCUGAAAAGAACAACCCAGUGCUUAAGAGUUCUGAAGAAGGCUCCGUAUGGAAUCUCUCCAGCAAGUUUAGCAUAGAUGAUUCUCACCCCAUAUCAAAUGAUGACCACAUGAGUUUUGAAAUCCAGACGGCCCAACUCCAAAGCUUAAAACUGAUGACUACUACUCAGCAAUGCAAGAAAGACAAGGUGAAGUGUGACCAUGUGACACCCGAAAAUGCAUCUUUACAUGAGGACAAUAACUCUAGUGUUAAAGUAGAUGACGUGAUUGAAAUCUUCAUUUCACCCAGCGAUGAUCAGGAAUUUUCUCCUCCGGACUUUCCAUCACCUGCACCUCUUCUAAAUCCUCUCCAGCCUUUAGGACUUACAAAAAAAAUGACCACUCAAAUCCCGAAAAGGCCCCGCACUCGCCCCUCCCUGGAAAUCACGCAGUCCAGCCCCAGCAAGUCCGUGCUUCCAGCGCUUACCCGUGUCCCUACCGCAGAGCCUAGAACCGAAGGAGCCACAGAGCCAGUCAUUGGGAAAAAAGAAGAGCUUGGCAGUGAAAGUGCUCCCCAACAGCAGGCUGAUAACUACAACCUGACUCACCUUGAGGGAAGACACAAAGAUAGUAGACAUGACAUUAUGUCAGCAUUAGGAUCAGAAGAGGAAGAUGUACAGUCACUUUGGGAUCUUGAGGUUGAGGAAGCAAAGGAACGGAUCAAAAGUAGUGAAAUGGGAUUGUCUGAAAAAAUAUACGAUGCUGCUGAUGCUUUUGAUCGAUUCCUUCAACAAAGGAAGAGUGGGAACAGGGGUAACCAGCUGUCUUCUGUCUCGAAGGGUGAAGACUCUGAGAGUGGUCCUGUCUUGCCUAUGAAGGAAGGAAAGAAAACUGAAAUUAAAAAAUGGACCACAAAAGCACCUGUGAUUCCACCAGUAUUUGAGAAGUCUGCCUCCCUAGCUGGUGGUGUACUUCAAGUGACUGAUGACAGCAGUUUGAGUGAAAUAGACUGGAAUGAUGAGAGGUGUUCAAAGAAAUCAUCUAAUGGAAAGAAUAAGGUCAAACAGCAAACUAAGUCUGCGGAUGACCUCGAUGACUUCAUUCAGUCAUCUGAAACAGCUUCAGAGGAUUGCAAGUUGCCCUCCUGUAAUUAUAAGAAUUUUAUGUCACUCAUUGAACAACAUGGUGUCAAUUGCAAAGGAUUUUGUCUCGGUUUGGCUUCUCUAGUAAACAGAUUUGGAGGUUUGCUUGCAGGUCCUUACUGGGGAGUGCACUUUGGGACAUCGCGUGUACAUAAAAAAAUUAAGGAGCAGUUAAGAAAAAAGAAAGAGCAGUUCAGUAAAGAAGUUGAAGCCAGACAGCAGCUUGAACUCAGGCUUCGCGCCCUGGACAUGGAAUUGAGGACUGUCAGAAAUAAUUUGGAGCAGGUUUCUGGCAGCGAUGAAAGAGAAAAAGACCUACUCCACAAAAACCACCUAUUACGGGAUGAAAUUGUCAUGCUAACACAGGAGAUAGAGACAAUAAAAAAUCAGAGCCAGGAAAAGGAAAAGGAGUAUUUUGAUGAGAUUGAAAAUAUAAAAGAAAAGAAUCAUAAGCUUAGAAAGACAAUACAACUGAAUAAAGAAACUUUAGCAGAAACAAUUUGCCAGCAUAGCCAACAACUGCAUAGUCUAAAGGCUGAGGUUGCAAUACUAAACUCUAAGCUGGAGAGUGAAAAGCAGAACAAAGAAAGGCUGGAAACAGAAGUGGAAUCAUGCCGUUCUAGACUGGCCAUCGUUCUCAACGAUCAUAAUCAGAGUCAAGCAUCCAAGAGAGACCUAGAACUGACUUUCCAGAGAGCAAGAGAGGAGUGGCUUCAUUUACAAGAAAAAAUUAAUUUUGAUGUGGCUCAGCUAAAAGUCGACAAUGAGGCUCUCUCUCAGAAACUUUCUAGCUCUGAACGUAAAUUCAACAAUCUAGAAAUCGAGCUCCACCACACAAGAGAUGCUCUCCGAGAGAAGACUGUAGCUUUAGAAGACACCCAAAGAGACCUCAAGCAAGCUCAGUGUCAAAAGAAGGAAAUUGAGCACAUGUAUGGAAACGAGCAAGAUAAAGUGAGUGACUACAUCGCGAAGCAGGCAGCCUUAGAGAAGAGGGUGUCUCAGCUGCAGGGUGAAAAUACCUUUCUUCGAGAGCAACUGGAGGACGCUCAGGACAAAACUGAGGACAAAGAGAAGAUGCUGCCCAGCUUAAAAACUGGGGAUGAAUUGAUGUGGAACUUUGACUUAACAGCAGAAUCCAGUACCCGUGAUUUUCGGCAGCCUCUGCUGGUCCCUGAGUUACUGCAGCGUCAGCAGGGCAUAGAACAAGUUCUCUAUGAUAUGGGCAGGAUUGAAAAAGAAAAUGUCAAGCUAAACAAUACCAUCAAAAAACAGGGGCGCAAAAUUGAGCAGCUUCAGAAAAAUCUGCUGAGUACCAAUAUGCAGAUGGAUGAUAUUACUGUGAAACUGGAAACAGCAUCUUCAGCCUGGCCUCAUCUGGAAGCAGAAAAUCAACUUCACCCACAGGAGUUAUCUAUGGAAGUAAUGCAAAACAAAUGUGAAAGACCAGAGAAGAAAAAGAAAUUGAAACAAGUAAUAGUAAACCACAAAAGUCCUGUUAAAACAAAGUUGGUAGAAUGCUGUCAAGUGGAGAAGGACAUGAGAGUAAUUGAACAAACAGUACAGGAUAUAGAAGAAAAAGUUAAAGAAGUCAGUCUACUUUUACAGACAAAAAUAACAUCUCAAGAACACUUAGAGCAACUAAUAGAGAGUCACAAUACUUCAGUGAGAAGUCAGAUGGAACUCAGUUGUAAAGUUCUGGAAACCGAAGUUUCCAGAAUGAAAACUGAAAAAGAUUCCAACAGAACAGAACUAGAAAGAUACAAGCAUCUCUACCUAGAAGAAGUAAAAGCCAGAGAAUCUUUGGAAAAUAGGCUAAGCAGGAUGAAUGAUAAACUAACGAAAAUCAGUAGCAAACGUCAUAUGGAGAAAAUGCAUAACAGAUGUCUACUCAGCACUUUUGCUACCAGGCCCAGCACAGGGCCACCUUAUGUUGCAGAUCUUAACCAUUUAGUGCCCUAUAGCUAUCUUACUGCAAGACAAAGUUCAACUGCCUAUCCCACCUCCAACGCAGGGCUCUCAAAUGACAGCAGAGGCACUUACUACAACAAGGUGUCCUGGAGCACACUUGGCCCAGUAACCUCAGGAGCACAAUCUCCAGGAAAAUCUGUGCAACUUUCUGGAGCAGAUGCACAGAACCCAGGGCUCACUGUUAGCCAGCUUCCGAGGACCCAGGAGCGCCCAUCCUCCCUGCCUGGACUUGGCAGGAUCCUGGGCAACCUGCCAGCUGGGUAG